UACUCUCCUCUCCUCUCCUCAUCUUCACAGACAUGUCAGGGAAGGUUCUUGUGAUGUUUGCACUGCUGGCUGCACUGGUUGUGUCUGGUGCGGACUCUGCGCCUGCAGAGUCUCAGGAGAGCAGCACACUACACCAGCUUCUGGCCGACAAGGAGAAGACGAGGGACUGGUCUCGCAGACAGGAUCUGGCACCUCAGACUCAGUCUGCACGGAUGCUGAGACGGGCACACCUAUCUGAGGAUGAACGAGAGAUUAUGACCAAGCAAAUAAUGCAAGCCAUUUCAGAGAUGAUAAAUACAGAGUGCUUGCCAGAUCGUGAUUACCAGGGCUGGGUGGACUUCGGACGCCGAGACACGGAAUGAGUCACAACA
Messenger RNA from Solea senegalensis (Senegalese sole), 371 nucleotides. Its product is annotated as cholecystokinin. Gene Ontology annotation, biological process: digestion. The transcript is spliced from 3 exons. NCBI's taxonomy places the organism in Eukaryota, Metazoa, Chordata, Actinopteri, Pleuronectiformes, Soleidae. The record is from RefSeq and is a predicted model, not a curated record. The coding region runs from base 33 to 362 and encodes 109 amino acids. Gene Ontology annotation, molecular function: neuropeptide hormone activity. Gene Ontology annotation, cellular component: axon; extracellular region.